Messenger RNA from Apis laboriosa (Himalayan honeybee), 835 nucleotides. RefSeq lists its product as uncharacterized. The transcript has 3 exons. NCBI's taxonomy places the organism in Eukaryota, Metazoa, Arthropoda, Insecta, Hymenoptera, Apidae. Gene Ontology annotation, cellular component: nucleus. Gene Ontology annotation, molecular function: zinc ion binding. The coding region runs from base 257 to 835 and encodes 192 amino acids. The record is from RefSeq and is a predicted model, not a curated record.
UCAAUUAUUUCUUAAAAAUUUGUUAUUAUUAUUCAUAAAUGUAAUAAAUAUAAACAAAUAUUUAUAAACCUUAUAUGUAUAUUAAAAAAUUGUUUAUCUUGUGGAAAGAAACAAUAUGUCCACUAUUCUUCUGAGCAUUCAAUAUUUUCAAUUUAUUAAAUAUUAUAAUAUAAAUGUAAGAUAAUGUAAUUUCAUUUAUCGCUUUUUGACAAUGUAUUUUGUUGCAAAACUUGUUUUCGGAUUUUAUUUGUGAAUCAUGACAGAGUCGGAACUUUGCCGGCUCUGUGCCGAAACCAAAGAGAAUUUUAUUGGAAUUUAUGAAGCAGAAGGACAAAAAUUAGCCAUAGAAGCAAAAAUUGCUAAAUGUUUACAAAUUCAGGUACUAACAAAUGAUGGAUUACCACUUACAGUUUGUAUAGAUUGUUGUAUUUUAUUGAAUCAAUGUAAUGAAUUUUUUGAAAAAACUAAUCAAGCACAAGUAUCUUUAAGACAAUUACUUCUUGAUCCUAAAGUUGAACCACAACCCUUAGAAUCAAAUAUAAACUAUAUUGAUAAAACAAUUACAUUUCCAAAGGAAGAAGUUAAUGAAGGAAUUGUUGAAUGUCAUUUAUCAAAUUAUAUUCAUGACACAUCUAAUGUUUCACAUAAUUAUUUUAUCGAAGAAAAUAAAAGUGAUAAUCAAAAACAUGAAACUGAAGAACCUCAAGAUAUUAUAAAACAAAAAAAAUGUAAAAUUCAAUUAAAAAAGACUUCAGUUAAACAAACUAGAAAAAAAUUAAAACGAAAAAAUCAAAAAAUGGAAGAUUCUGAUGUAUAUAUGAAUAAUUCCAGAUAA